This is a messenger RNA of Dothidotthia symphoricarpi CBS 119687, 999 nucleotides long. RefSeq lists its product as uncharacterized. Bases 418 to 951 code for a protein of 177 amino acids. NCBI's taxonomy places the organism in Eukaryota, Fungi, Ascomycota, Dothideomycetes, Pleosporales, Dothidotthiaceae. The record is from RefSeq and is a predicted model, not a curated record. The transcript has a single exon.
AUGAAUGGUAUCAUACACGAGAUAGCCAACCGCUUCGGCGACCACACCACGAACAGACUGAACCUACCGCCAAACAUCACCAACAACCUGGACAGGUUCGUCCCCUUCAUGUCGAUGGGCGCCUCGCAGCCACUACAACCGCUACCACGACAGCCGAAGCCCACUCUCCAAUCGACAUCCUCAUCGUCGUCACCGCCGCCCCCGGGGCUGCCGAAGAAGGCUUCUGUUACAGGGACCAAAGAAAACAGGAACGAAGGAAACGUUCAUGCGCGAUCGUUGUGGAAGAGACUCGGGAAGCUGGAAAGACGAGACUUCAAGCUAGAUGCUAGCGUAGAGGCUCUGCGCACACGUAGUUUGAAAGCCUUGUUGAGUCAGGACGGGGAGGAAGCGCUCGAACUCGACAUGGAAGAUGAAAACAUGUGGUUGGGCUUGUACAGGUACAUGGGAAAGCUCGGUAACCAGACCAAGACCAAUGAAAUCCGGCAGCUGAUCAUUCGAUUGACCAUGCGAACCGUGUUCAGAUCGCUCAAGCCGCCCAGGAAAGGCGGGAAGCGGUCCAAAACUGCUCCACAUCUCAGCGACGCAGAUCUUGGUCGCUUCUGCGACGACUAUUUUGGGUUUUUGGUUGAUGACGAGACUGCCCAAGGCAAGGCUAUUUUGAAGUGGAUUCGCCAUGAGUCGAGGCUUGCAAACGCAUACGGUGUACUGGCAGAUGAGCUUGGUUCUGUCGGUCGAGGAACGUUGGUAUACAUGGUCGCGAACGGGUGGAUCACACACCAUCAAUUGGGCUACGGUCUGGCGUUGGACACAGUGGUGGGAAAGGCAGGCCUAGCGCAUCUGGAAUCACUGAAAUUGUAUGAGAUGAAGAGUGUGCGGGACUGGGAGAAGAGGGUGGAGCGCUGGUGCGAAAAACUGUUACCGGCUUUGACUGGAAAUGAGCAGCAGAGCUAGCCGGCGCUAGAGGUAUUUAGGUCAUCACUCGACAUGGAAGAAGACUCC